Prunus persica (peach) is the source of this 1234-nucleotide messenger RNA. RefSeq names its product protein DJ-1 homolog D-like. The transcript has 3 exons. The record is from RefSeq and is a predicted model, not a curated record. NCBI's taxonomy places the organism in Eukaryota, Viridiplantae, Streptophyta, Magnoliopsida, Rosales, Rosaceae. The annotation marks the transcript as partial.
UCUCCCGUGAGAUUAUUUGCACAAACAACACUGAAUGCAACAUUUGAUGAGAUUGAAUUUGACGAAUAUGAUGGUCUACUUAUACCAGGAGGACGAUCUCCUGAACAUCUUGCUAUGAAUGCAUCGGUUGUAGAAUUGGUGAGAAAAUUUUCUGACUCCAGAAAGCCAAUUGCUGCUAUUUGUCAUGGGCAGUCUGUUAAAGGUCGCAAGUGCACAGCGUUUCCAACUGUAAAACCUGGAUUGGUUGCUGCUGGUGCUCACUGGGUAGAACCCGAUACAUUGUCAGUGGGCGUUGUUGAUGAUAAUAUAGUUACUGGGGUCACGUAUUAUGGCAAUCCUGAGUUCAUUGGGCUUUUUCUCAAGGCACUAGGAGGCAACAUAUCUGGUUCUGGGAGAAGGGUCCUCAUCAUCUGUGGAGACUACGUGGAAGAUUAUGAGGUAACUGUGCCUUAUCAGACCCUUAAAGUUCUAGGAUGCCAUGUUGAUGUGGUUUGCCCCAAGAAGAAAGCCGGUGAUCCCUGCCCAACUGCUAUCCGUGAUCUUGAAGGGGCCCAAACCUGCAGUGAAACGCAGGGACAAAAUUUUGUUUUAACAGCUGACUUUGAAUCCGUAGAUGCCUCAAGUUACGACGCUCUUGUACUCCCUGGAGGAAAAGAUCCAGAGGUUUUGGCACUAAAUGAGGAUGUUAUUGUACUAGCGAAACAAUUUAUGGAAGCCAGGAAACCAAUUGCAUCCAUCUGCCAUGGCCUGGAAAUUUUAGUUGCUGCUGGUGUUCUGCAGGGGAAGAAAUUUACUGGAUACCCAGGGAUUAAGGCUCAUGUGGUUGUGUCAGGGGGGACGUUUGCGGAAGCGAAUCCAAUAGAUCGUUGUGUCACUGAUGGAAAUCUGGUUACCGCAGCAGCGUGGCAUGGCCAACCAGAGCUUAUUUCUCAGUUGAUGACAUUGCUUGAUAUUCGAGUAUCAUUUUAGGCAAACUUAACCAGUUCAGCUGCUUCCAAGUAAUAUAUGUUAUUCCAUAAACGAAUAAGAGUAAAAAAAGAAAAAGAAACAUAGUCAGAAACUCCGUGUAAUUCAAUAAAAGAAUAAAAGCAUAUGUUAAGGUGAUGUGUGCAUCUGUGAGGGAACAAUGAUGCUCUGAUUCUGCUGUAUAUGUAACAAUUGUGGAUGGAUCUUGUAUGUUUUUAACUACGUAAUGUUGAUUAUGCUUUUUAUGGAAAUCCUUGAAUCUGCUUUC